Punica granatum (pomegranate) is the source of this 739-nucleotide messenger RNA. NCBI's taxonomy places the organism in Eukaryota, Viridiplantae, Streptophyta, Magnoliopsida, Myrtales, Lythraceae. The record is from RefSeq and is a predicted model, not a curated record.
UUUAACGCCCGCCCGUCCAUAAAUCUCCUUCGCUGGCUUUGUCUCUUGUUCCUAACUGCUCGGACAGAGCGAGUCGUCGUUGAGCUGUGGAAUCCUACUCCGGCUUCCUCUCGCGCCUGUACCAUGGGCCUCCUGGACCAUCUCUGGGACGACACCGUCGCCGGUCCCCCGCCGGAGACGGGCCUCGGGAAGCUCCGUAAAUUGAAAAGCUUCGGCUCCGGAGCCAACUCCGGCAAGGAGUCGAACCCCAAUGAAGCAGUGAAGAUCUCGCGGAGCAUUACCAUAGUCAAACCGCCGGGGUACCAGCCUGGUUCGACUCCGGCGUCUCCUGCUGGCUCAACUCCUCCGGUAUCUCCUUUCUCUGGUGGUUCGGGCAGUUUGACUCGGUUCCGGAGGAGAUCGACCUCAGAUGCAUACGAGAAGACCAGGGAGAUCAUCCCCAGGAGUCCCUUUGACAUAUGAGAGACAAGACAAGAUAUAUCUAGCUAACCGCUUACUGGCCACGAGAAACCUUAGGAUGAUCCCGCCCCCAGGACGACGUAUGAAGCUAUCAUGUCGUGCAACUAGUUCUUGUAAUUCUGUGUAUGCACCUAGUUAGUACGUAUGCCAGCUAGCGACCGGUGUGUAUAAGUGAUCAAGGGUUGUGUCAUGUGAAUAGUAUUGUACCUCUCCCGCUCUUCGACUUCCGUUUACUAUGAAAAAGUUUCUCUCUUGUCAAGAUGUAUGGACGUUCCUAUAA